This is a messenger RNA of Triticum turgidum subsp. durum (durum wheat), 789 nucleotides long. The record is from the annotation of a GenBank genome assembly. Lineage: Eukaryota; Viridiplantae; Streptophyta; Magnoliopsida; Poales; Poaceae.
AUGGGCUGCUGCAGCAGCCGGAGCUCGGACUCGCCGGCCACCCGCGUCACGCGCUGGCGCUCCACCGGGAUCGUCGCCCUCCGGGACGCCAAACUGAAGGUGGUACCACAUGAAGUUCUGCAAGUGGGAAAUUCCCUUAGAACUCUGGAUUUGACAAAUAACAAGAUAGUUGAGGUUCCCCAGGAAGUUGGUACCAUUGUGAAUAUGCAAAGGCUGGUUUUGGCUGGUAAUUUGAUUGAAAACAUUCCAGCUAAUAUUGGAUACCUGCGGAACCUUAAAAUCCUCACGCUUGACAGAAAUAGGAUCACUGUCUUGCCUGAAGAAUUGGGUUCUCUAUCAAAUCUUCAGCAGCUUACAGUUUCUCAGAAUUCUUUACUGUGCCUACCUAAAAGUGUUGGGGAUUUGUGCAAUAUGCUGCUACUCAAUGUAUCUGAUAACAAACUAAAUGCCCUUCCCGAAUCAAUAGGAGGCUGCAAGUCCCUGGAAGAAUUGCAGGCUAAUGGAAAUACAAUCGAAGAUGUGCCCUCAUCAAUUUGCAACCUUGCUUGCCUCAAAUCUGUAUCAUUGAAUGGAAACAAAAUUCGUCAGCUUCCCCCAAACUUGCUGAAGGAUUGCAAGGCUCUUCAGAACUUGUCACUGCACAGCAACCCAAUCUCGAUGGACCAGUUUCAGCAAAUGGAUGGAUUCGGGGAGUUUGAAGCACGCAGAAGGAAGAAGUUUGACAAGCAGAUUGAUUCAAAUGUGAUGAUGGGCUCCACAGCCCUGGAUGAAGGCAUUGAUUUACGCUAG